Messenger RNA from Aspergillus sclerotioniger CBS 115572, 246 nucleotides. RefSeq lists its product as uncharacterized. Gene Ontology annotation, biological process: mitochondrial respiratory chain complex IV assembly. NCBI's taxonomy places the organism in Eukaryota, Fungi, Ascomycota, Eurotiomycetes, Eurotiales, Aspergillaceae. The record is from RefSeq and is a predicted model, not a curated record. Gene Ontology annotation, cellular component: mitochondrial intermembrane space. Bases 1 to 246 code for a protein of 81 amino acids. The transcript has 4 exons.
AUGUCGGAACAAGAGAAAAAGGAGAACCCGCCGGUGGAGGUGGACGAGGCCGAGGAGGAGGAUGACGAGCCGGACGAAUGGGACAAGCGGAUCUUCAGCACCGGCUGUGCAGUGGAGCAAGAGAAAAUGAACGACUGCUGGUUUCAAAAGAAAGACUGGCGGAGUUGCCAGGGCGAGAUGGAGGCUUUUCGCGAGUGCUGGAAGCGUCAGGGCAACGACGAGCGCACCCAAACCAAGGACGCUUAA